GCCCCCUUCAUUCCUCCGUGUGUGUUGAGUGUGUAGUGUGUGUGGAGAGCGCAGCCGGACCCGUGCGAUCAGCUGUGACCGUGGGAAACGGACAAAAAUCCGUCUUUGGAGCGGAAACUCGAGAGAGAAUCCACACUGAGGCGCAUCAUGGAGUUUCGGGAUAGUUGUCUUCACGUAACGCUACCGCUGAACGGUUCGUCAGGGGCUGUAAGCUAGUGGAAAGUAGACGCCUGCUCUCCAUCACUGUUCGCUUGGAGUAGUUCGCCACAUUAUUUUGGAACUCGCACUUUAACGCAUCAGCGCGUGCCCGUGUGCCUGCGGGGGAGCGGGGACGCGCAUGGAUCGAGAGCGCGGAAGGUCCCCUCAGAAAUCAACGGGAGAGCUCGGCCAAAUUAAAACUUUUUGGCGAAAUAAAUUCUAUUAUUGUUAUUAUCGUCCCCUUAGCGUGGGUCCUGUCAGGUGAUUACUGUGCGUAAAUAAAUCAUCGGAGUGAGUUUGUGAUGAGGCGGACUGCAGCGCGCGGGGGAGGACUCUCCGCUGGAAUUAUUGCGCAGUUUUUAAAAUAACGGAAAACCGAGAACACAAACACGCGCUCAUGGCACAGAGUAACGUUAUGUCUGCAAAAGAUAACGGCUGCCGAAAAUUCCAGGCCAAUAUUUUCAACAAGAGUAAAUGCCAGAACUGCUUCAAAGCUCGAGACGCGCACCUGCUGAGUGAUGAAGACUUCACACAGGCAAAACCCAUCUACGGUGGAUGGCUGCUCCUGGCACCUGAAGGAACAAACUUUGACAAUCCUCUGCACAGAACACGGAAAUGGCAGAGGCGUUUUUUCCUUCUGUAUGAACAUGGACUCCUGCGUUACGCGCUGGAUGACAUGGCCAGCACUCUUCCACAGGGCACCAUAAACCUGAAUCAGUGUGUGGAUGUUGUGGACGGUGAGAGCCGGACGGGUCAGAAACACUCGCUGUGCAUCUGCACACCGGAGAAAGACCAUUACAUACGUGCUGAGAGCAAAGAGACCAUACAUGGGUGGCAGGAGGCACUGAUGGUGUUCCCACGAACCAACAAACAAAACCAGAAGAAGAAACGGAAAGUGGAAACACCAACGCCACAGGCUGCUGAUCUGCUAUCAGGUCGUUGCUCCCAGCAGAACAUCAAUGGGUUUAUUGAACCAGGUCCUGCGAAGGUGACGGUCACCAGUACCAGCAGCAGCAGCAGUAUGGUGUGUCUCCCCAGCACUAUAGCUCACGCAGAGCGAGUGCCAUCCACCAGGGCCACCCUGUGGCAGGAGGAAACAUGGAGUCGAGCCACUUUACCCACAAGCUGCAGCACCGGCAGCCUGAGUCAGCUGGAUUCAGGAAACGCAAGUGUUGGUCGUAAGCCACGGGUGGAGAGUGGAUAUUUUUCACUGGAAAAAUCCAAACCCGAAGAAGACGAAGAACGACAGCAUCAUCGCCAGCAGAAGCAAGAGCCUUCGCCACCAACGCAGCAGCAGCAUCUGCUUUCUUCCUCCUCCACCACAUCCUCCUCUUCCUCUCGCUCCAGGUAUCUCUCCUUUGAUCACAAGCUCUUCAGCUCUCCAAUCAGCUCACACAAACGCACGUCACAUGACCCACACAGCGCUGCUAGCACACAGACUUACGGCAUUGCACAUAACUCCUGCGCUCACAAACACAACACACAGAGACUCAGCAUAUCAGAGGAGCACGUUCUAGCGCUGGAUUCCCCGCCCUCGUCGGAUGCAACUCUCUGUCCCCUUCCCAGCCCAGACCGGCUCUCCAGUCCAAACUCGCACGCAAACAUCCUCCCAUCGUCCCUGUCUUCCUCUCAGAGCUCUUUAGACUCUGAGCAGGGUCCGGAGAGCUGUGUGGGCGGAGCCUCGGGCAGGGCGGGGCGAGGUGGGCAGGGUUACGUCGCCCUGGCGGAUGUGCCGCGGGCGCGGAGACUCAGUCACCGGGAUGCGUACCGAUCCAGUCAGAAACGGCAGGAGCUGCGAGCGCGCACGAGAAGCCCGGGCAGGGAGGAAGUGGAACGGCUGUUCGGACGUGAACGAAGCAGACGUUCACAGGUCAUCGAGAGAUUCGAGUGUCAUGACACUGUCAGCACUCCAGAGCAAAUGGACACAACAAAUUCUUCAACAGACCCCGCCCCUUCUUAUUCUAAAACAGCCAAUCAGAGAGCAGGACGCAAUGAGAGACGCCUCUCCAAUCAGAAACAGGAAUUUUCAUUGGAUUCAGCUAAAGACCGGACAGAUGACGUUUCUUCACUAGCUGGUUAUCGCAGGGCCAAAAGUCUGGAUCGCAGAUCCACAGAGACACUCAUGACUCCGGACCUGCUGAACUUUAAGAAAGGAUGGAUGACCAAACUGUACGAAGAUGGAUUGUGGAAGAAACACUGGUUUGUUCUGACCGAUCAGAGCCUGAGGUUCUACCGCGACUCCAUCGCUGAGGAGGCCGCUGAUCUGGACGGAGAGAUCGAUCUGUCAGCGUGCUACGAUGUGACCGAAUUCCAAGUUCAGAGGAACUAUGGCUUCCAAAUCCUUAGUAAGGAAGGGGCAUUCACGCUGUCUGCUAUGACCUCUGGGAUACGUCGGAACUGGAUUCAGGCCAUUCUGAAGAACAUGCGUCCCACCGUGGCUCCUGAUGUCACACGGAAAAACGUGUCUCUGAAACUUUCAGUUCUUAUGCCCAGUUCCCUUCCAGAAGAGCGAACCAGAUCAAAUGUGGAGCAAAACUACAUCCAGCCACCUUCUAACUCUUCGCAACUUUCGAACAGCUCUGUAGUUGAAUCUAAAAAGUUGCACGAGGACAUCACAGACUCCGCACCUACUUCCGAUCACCGUAAGAGCCGAGUAAACAAGCGCGAGGGGCGGUCUAAAACCUUUGACUGGUCUGAGUUCCGCCCAGGACAGGAAAACGAGAUUGGACCACCCUCAAUAAAGAGGGCAGAUACUUCAGUCAUUAUCUCAUCUUCUGCUUCCUCCACCUCCUCUGGUGACUCCUCUCCCAUCUCUAGCACCUCCUCUCAUCAGACGUCAUCCUCGAUUACUACCACCAGCCAUACUGAUAAGUUGCCACAGCAAGAUGAAGAAGUCAUGCAGGAAUAUAUGCACCGCAAUCAGUCGGCACCUACAGCAGACACAGUCAAUGCGACAACGGUGGCCGAGCCCCCAUCAAAGCUCCCCCAUAAAGUGCCUCAUGAACAGGUGAGAAUGGAUGUAGACCAUGCAAGAGAUGCACAGGAGGUCGACAGUCAAAGCACGGCCCGCAGAAACUCUGAUGUCCAAGUGGAAAUUGAGCAGAGGUGGCAUCAGGUAGAAACAACACCCCUCAGAGAGGAAAAGCAGGUACCGAUCACUGGCAGCUCAAAUGUACCUGUUGGAGAAAGAGCCCUUCCGCAAGAGCUGACCACUACACUGGAAAAAGAGUUAGGUCAGGCACAAAGGGAGCUGGCGAGACUCCAGCAGCAGAACAGCAUCUUACAGGAGCAACUUCAGGAUGCCCGUGGAAGAGAACAGAGUGCCAGGGAAGGAUACGUACUGCAGGCGACAUGCGAGCGUGGAUUUGCAGCGAUGGAGGAGACGCAUCAGAAGGUGAUCGAGGACAUCCAAAGGCAGCACCAGCGAGAAAUCCGGAAACUUCUGGAGGAGAAAGAAAGACUGCUGGAGGAGGAAACAAACGCCACUAUUGCUGCGAUUGAGGCCAUGAAAAACGCUCAUCGUGAGGAACUGGAGAAAACGCAGCGGUCGCAGAUGAGCGGCGUGAGUGCAGACAUUCAGGAGCUGCGCAGACAGUACGAAGAGGAGUUGCAGUCUAUCCAUCGUGAGCUGGAGGUUUUGUCUGAGCAGUAUUCUCAGAAGUGUUUAGAAAACGCACAUUUGGCUCAAGCGCUGGAAGCUGAGAGACAGGCUCUGGGACAGUGCCAGCGAGAGAACCAGAAACUGCACAUACACAACCAGGAACUAAAUCAUCGUCUGAAUGAAGAGAUCACCAGAAUGCACUCCUGUAUCAGUGAAGACAAAUCGACUUCCUCUCUGACACAAGGCAAAGACAUCUAUGAGCUGGAGGUUUUGCUGCGAGUGAAGGAGUCAGAGAUCCAGUACCUCAAACAGGAAAUAAACUCUCUCAAAGACGAGCUACAGUCGGCACUUCGAGAUAGGAAGUAUGCAUCGGAUAAGUACAAGGACAUUUACACGGAGCUGAGUAUCGUCAAAGCUAAAGCUGACUGUGACAUUAACAAGCUGAGGGAGAAACUUUUGGCUGCUACAGAAGCUCUUGGGGAAUUAGACGCUGAAGGAAGUGGCGUUACUCCCGGAUACGACAUUAUGAAGUCGAAGAGUAACCCAGAUUUCCUGAAGAAAGAGAAAUCCAAACAGAUGCGUGGGGUCAGGUCAAAGGCAGAGAGUGAGGGGUUGUUCUGGGAUAGCUGACCGCUGUGACCCCAUCAGGUCCUACAGGUGAAGCAGAGUUUAAAGGAGGGAUUGACAGUACAGGAGAGGAUGAAGCUAUUCGAAACUAAAGACUCCAGAAAGAUAUAACGCACCUCACACACUUUCUUUCUUCUUUUUUUUGUAUUCUCGCUCUAUUAAUGUCUUCAUUUAGAUCUUCUUGGUUGGUAUUAUUUUAAUAUUGUUUGUGUGAAUUAAGGGAAUGACGUUUUAAUGUUGACACAGACCAUUUUUGCCAAACUUCAGCUCCGAUGAACCUUAUAUGUUUGGUAUGUUUUGGUCUCUAGAAGUCCUGAAGCUGUUCCUCCUCAUCACAGUAUAUAUAUGAACACACUCAGUAUUGAACUAGAACACUAGACGUGUGUGUGUUUCUCAUUUGAGUCUCUUCCGAAUGGCUGCUGUUGUGUCUUUAUAGGGGCUCUGGUGACAUUUUUAUGAUUAUUCUGAGAGAAGAAGAAUUAUUGACAGAGAGAGAGAUGUUAUUUUGCCAAUGAUAUUGUAAAUACGAGUAAAGUCGUGUACGUGAUAACACUUUUUCAGACUUUCUAGUACUGUAACCUUGAGAUGAAAUGACGUGGUUUCUAUAAGCUGGGUAACGUGAGUGUGUUUUGUGGAGUGUUUCUGAUCGUCAGAGAGUUGUGCUUCAGUCAUUUACUUGAGGAGAAUCUAAUUGCUGUUUUAAUUGCUUUUGUGUUGCUUCUGGUUUAAUCGGACGUGCAAAAUUUAGAGCAACCAAACGUGAUCUCUGCUGUGGGUUGUUUUGGCAUAAAUUCGUUCGGCUACUGAUAGUGAGCUUAUUUCGUUCUGUAAUUCGAUCUGAACGCGGGACAUUUUAAUGAUUUCGUUAUUCCAGCGUUCGUGCUGUUUAAUACUGGCCUUUGCAUGAAUAUGAAGCACUUUGAGUCGUUAAUUUCUGUGUUCUGGUUUUGAAACAUGUGAUUCCAUAUUCCUUCUGCUCCAGAAUUCAGAAAGUAUUGAACACACAACAAAGAAAACUCACUGUAUAAUAAUAUUCAAUAUUUGCUUUGUAAAUAAUCGGUUUUAGAGAAGAUUCCUUUAUCUUGUUCUCUCGGUCUGCAUAGAGGAAAAAAAAUAUCUUUAUAUCUAUCUAUAAGCGGUAUGUCUACGCCUAAUCUCUAUGAAUAUUUUUAUUUUGGUGUGCGUUGAAUGUGAUACAUCUGUAAUAAUAAAAAUGUUUUUGAAUCAGAAA
Cyprinus carpio (common carp) is the source of this 5657-nucleotide messenger RNA. It is a transcript of the gene mpripa, whose product is annotated as myosin phosphatase Rho-interacting protein-like. Gene Ontology annotation, cellular component: actin cytoskeleton. Gene Ontology annotation, molecular function: actin filament binding. NCBI's taxonomy places the organism in Eukaryota, Metazoa, Chordata, Actinopteri, Cypriniformes, Cyprinidae. Gene Ontology annotation, biological process: actin filament organization. The transcript is spliced from 26 exons. Bases 596 to 4429 code for a protein of 1277 amino acids. The record is from RefSeq and is a predicted model, not a curated record.